GUCGGAUUGCAGCCAACCAUCCCAGGUCGGACUCCCUCAAAUCAAAAGUCGACUAGUCUUGAAGAGUCUGGCGGCCUGCAAAUCGAGUGGGAAAUCCGUCCGACGGAUCGGCUCAACUAUGUUGCUUAUCGGAAGCAACACCUGAGGGUGCCCAAGGCGCUGGCGGGUGCCACCGGCCCGGCGCCAGACGCAGCGGAGACGCUGACGUGGCUGGUGCGGGGGUCCAGCGCGGCGACGGAGCUGGAGGAUUCACAGAGCUCACAGGGCUCGCAGAAGGAGCCAGGUUGGUGCAGUGCUAAUUUGGUGUCAAUCCAGGACACGGAGAGUGGCAUAGCUUUGCAGACUCGGAAAGUGCCGACAGAUCCACCUGCACCUCCAAAUCCACCAACAUCGGCAGUGGCUCCAGUCAGGAAGGCCUACUUGAAGCACCGCCUUGUGGGGAAGCAAUCCUUAGGGCCUCGUCUUGGUUUUGCCCCCAGCCUUGAGCGCCCUGCCCGCUUGGGAUCCAAGUUGCUGCGGGCACGCUUGGGGCACAGUUUGCAGCCACCCGAGCGGGGCUUCUUGGUGCGAGUUCAUGGGGAUGGCUGGGGCAGCGGCCAGGGGAGCUACUUGGCCACGGUCACCGAGGCGGACACCACCACCUUCACGGUGAUCCGGCGCGGAGAUUGUUAUGGAUCCUGGGACGAGACGCACGUGUUGAAGACAUGUUGCUCCAUCAUGGCCCGGACCAGCUCCAAAGAACAUGUCUUCCUGGCUUCUGCCAAAGCGACGAGGGCCUGAAUCGCCUGAACAUGGGCAAAACGGUCCCGGAGUCCUACAGCUCUUGUAUUUGCCAAUUUUGGUGGCAGCUUUGUACAGAUCUUUAGGACUGCUGCCAGGGUUUGGACUCUGUGGCUUGUCACUGCUUUC
Molecule: messenger RNA, 909 nt
Organism: Durusdinium trenchii
Lineage: Eukaryota; Dinophyceae; Suessiales; Symbiodiniaceae
Source: the annotation of a GenBank genome assembly